This is a messenger RNA of Maudiozyma saulgeensis, 1389 nucleotides long. The record is from the annotation of a GenBank genome assembly. Lineage: Eukaryota; Fungi; Ascomycota; Saccharomycetes; Saccharomycetales; Saccharomycetaceae.
AUGAGCACGCAGGGGAUAGAUCCACUAAAGAGUAUAGCGUGUGAUCAGCACGUAAUUCUUACCUUACCAUCUGAAAAAUGUAAGAUUGUCGAAUUGAAGGCUAACACAGCGGUCUCCCUGGGUAAAUUUGGUGCAUUUAAUGUGAACGAUAUUAUAGGUUACCCUUUAGGUACUAAAUUUGAAAUCUUUUAUGAUGAUGAAACUCAAGAAACUGUCGAACAUGACAAAAAUGUAAAGGAUCCAAAAAAGAAAGAUAGUAAAAUCAAUAUAGGUAAGAUUAGGGUUUCUAAGGAUUUUGUGAAGAAGGAUGAAAGUCUUGCCAACGUUGGUAAUAGUGAAAAUAAUAAAGAUUUGAUCAAUUUAGGCAAUGAUAUUCAAAAGAUGACAGCGGAAGAUAUUGAAGCCUUGAAGAAACAAUCUACCUCUGGUAAUGAAAUCAUUUCUAGGAUUAUUGAAUCGCAUGGUACAUUCGAUAAGAAGACAAUUUACUCUCAAGAAAAAUAUUUAAAGAGGAAGAAACAAAAAUUCGAUAAACAAUUUACUGUUAAUUAUUUGAGUAGUAAUUUGUUAUUGCAGUAUUUAAUAGAUAAAAAUGAUAUUCAAAGAAUUAUGGACAUGUCUGAAGAAUCGAUAGGUAUGUUAUUGAACCUUGCAAAUAUAAGACCUAAUGGUACUUAUUUAUGUAUGGAUGAAACUGGAGGUUUAUUGAUAUACUUUAUGUUAGAAAGAAUGUUUGGUGGAGAUGAAAAUACUGGGAAAACUGGUAAAAUUGUUGUUGUUCAUGAGAAUGAACACCCAAAUUUGGAUCUAUUAAAAUACUCCAAUUAUUCGGAGAAAUUCAUAUCUGAACAUGUUAUUCCAAUAUCUAUACUUGACUAUUUUGAACCUAGAACAGUUGAAGAAGUUGAAGAAGAAUUUAAACCAUUGAGUAGGGAAGAAGUGUUUGCCUUGAAGAGUGGUGCCAAAAAUACAUAUUUCAGAAAGCUAAAAUGGCAUAAGAUUCAUUUACAAGAAAUUGAUAUUGCAACAAAAUGGAGUUUUGAUGGUCUUGUUGUAGCUACAACAUUGCAUUUACCAACAUUACUACCUAAGUUAGGGGAAAGGGUGCAUGGUUCAAGACCUAUUGUUUGCUAUAGUCAAUUCAAAGAAAUUUUACUUGAACUUUCUCAUACCUUAUAUGAUGAUCUAAAUUACUUGGCUCCAACAAUCAUUGAGACAAGAUGUAGACCAUAUCAAUCGAUAAGAGGAAGAUUACACCCUUUAAUGACUAUGAAAGGUGGUGGGGGCUAUUUGAUGUGGUGUCACAGAGUUAUUCCUGCACCAGAACCUGAGGUAAUACCGUUAGAAACUAAACCAACUGAAACAGAGGACGUGGAAAUAGAGAAAUAA